Kwoniella botswanensis is the source of this 774-nucleotide messenger RNA. RefSeq lists its product as uncharacterized. The record is from RefSeq and is a predicted model, not a curated record. NCBI's taxonomy places the organism in Eukaryota, Fungi, Basidiomycota, Tremellomycetes, Tremellales, Cryptococcaceae. Gene Ontology annotation, cellular component: intracellular membrane-bounded organelle. Bases 1 to 774 code for a protein of 257 amino acids. The transcript has 6 exons.
AUGCCAGCUUCGUAUCCGGUACCUACUCAGAUGGUACAGCAACUAUGGGGUAAAUUUGUGGCUUUCCUGAUGCGUUCGUAUCCCAUGAAAGAUGUACCGUUGAAUAUCCGACCGGGAAUGAUAUUCGCAACUGCCAUAUGGAUAAUCAUCUUAGGUAUUUUAGGUAUGGCACCAUUACCUACUUUACCUCUGAAUGAUAAGGCGUUACAUUUCUUCGGGUUGGGCUUCGCUACGUUCCUGUUGUAUUUCGUAUUGGAAGUACCAGAUGGACCAGGUAAACGGAUAUGGUAUAUCCGACGAGCCCCAAUCCUAUUCACAUUGAUAACUGCCUUCUUGGUCGGUGGGGUAAUCAGUGAAUUCAUACAGAGUCUGUUACCUUGGAAAGAAUUUCAAUUCGGUGAUAUAAUAGCAAACCUCCUCGGUUCCACUCUCUUCCUCUACCUCGCUCACCUCGCACAUCAGCGGAACCAACGUAAACUCGAAUUAUCUUCAUUAUAUCAACCUCUGACCGAACAGAACAGCUCGACUUAUCGAGAUGCCCAAGGCAGAAGACAUCAAUUCAAUGUCCCUUCAGCUACGGAUGCAGACGAAGAUCAACCUCCCCGAGAGGUAUAUAGUGGAGGUGUGAAUAGACAGAGACAAGGAAGUAACGUUUGGGAUGAUGAGUCUGAUCUGGAUAGAAGUUCACAGGAUACUGCUAGAGGAGGAGGGAUGUUCCAAUUAGGAGAAGAAGAUGAUGUUACACCGACUCAUAAAGGUAAUGGGAAGAAAUAG